Molecule: messenger RNA, 3766 nt
Organism: Anolis carolinensis (green anole)
Lineage: Eukaryota; Metazoa; Chordata; Lepidosauria; Squamata; Anolidae
Gene: kctd11
Product: potassium channel tetramerization domain containing 11
Exons: 3
Coding region: 320-1294 (324 amino acids)
Biological process (GO): positive regulation of neuron differentiation; protein homooligomerization
Molecular function (GO): protein binding
Source: RefSeq, a predicted model, not a curated record
GACGCCUCCCGCCCCUCCGCCGCCGCCGCCUCCAGAAGCUAAGCAACGCCGGGCCAGACUUCCCCUUCCUGCGCCGCCCUCGCGGAGGUAAUCGGCCGGGCCCUGCGGCUUCCCCGCGGACGGGAGACCGGGACCCCUGUCGGGCAGACGGGGUUAGUGUCGGACUCGGAGGCAGGCCGGGACCCCCGGUGGAAAGCCGGCUUCACUCUCGAAAGGAGACCGGGACCCCUGGCGGAGAGACGGCGCCUCUGUUGGGAGCAGACCGGGAGCCCUGGUGGGGAGACUGCUUCUCUAAGAGGGUAGAGGUCCCGAUCCCACGAUGCCGGGCAGCUGCGACUCGGUGGUCCGCCUAGGCGGCCUGGUGACCCUAAACGUGGGGGGCAAGCUGUACAGCACCACCUUGGAGACCCUGACCCGCUUCCCGGACUCCAUGCUGGGUGCCAUGUUCCGGGGCCCGCAGCCGGCGCUGACCGACAGCCGCGGCAACUACUUCAUCGACCGCGACGGCAAGGCCUUCCGCCACGUCCUGAACUUCCUCCGCUUUGGGCGCCUGGACCUCCCCGAGGGCUACGCCGAGCUCUCCCUCUUGCGGGCCGAGGCCGACUUCUACCAGAUCCGCCCGCUGCUCGAGGCCGUGCGGCAAGUCGAAAUCGAGCGGUGGCGGCAAAGAACCAACGCCGUCUUGCACGCCGACGUCGACCUCCGCCACCGCCGGCUGCACUACAACGUCCGCCGCGGGCCGCAGAAUUACGAGCUGGACUCUUGCUCCUUGGAAAUCUUCACCGCCAACGUUUUCUGCACCGACCGACAUUUUCUCGCCAUUCUGCGCAGGCGAUUGGGACAACAAACUGAUGUCAACCAAGACCCCGAAAGGGUUCACAUUGAAUCAACGGAUUCCAGGCCACCGAGUCAAGAUUCGGUGGAUGUCAAACCCGACUCAGAGCUUUGGAAGCAGCAACCAGACCGUUCAAUCACCAUUGAUGAGUCAAGACUCAUCCCAGACACUUCCAUGGACGAUGAUGAUGACAUGAUGUCAGGCUAUUCGGGCAGCACCGUGUGCCACCAUCUCAGCUUCGAAUGGGCGCCCUGCCCGCCCCAGCUGCCGGCCACGGAAUACGCCAAGCAAAAGCUCUGUCCGCUCGUUGUCUCCGGCGGCACAGAGAUCAGGACUACCCACCAAUUCCUGGAGGAGGUCCUGAAAGUGGCCCUGGCCCACGGCUUCCGGGUGGAUUCCGUCUUCCCCGACCCGGCCGACAUCCUCAAUGCCCGCUCCUUGCGGUUCGUGCGGCAUUGAAACUCUGCAACGCAUUACAGAGCAAAAGUCUGGUGCAGAGAACAUCAAACCACCUUGGAUGCAAACAGAGAGGGUUCCCCAAAUGGACCUUUCUCUCAAUCAGAUGGAAAAGCAUCCGUGGAUUGCAUGGAGAGGAUCAACACAGAGACGGGCAUGAUAGGCUGUAUCCACACUGUAGAAUUAAUGCAGUUUGGCACCACUUUAACUGCUAUGGGCUCCUGGGUGUUGUAGUUCUUUUUUUUUUUUUAAUCAUGUCAGAAGCGAAAUGGGAACAUACUGCAAGUCGCUUCUGGAGUGAGAGAAUCGGCAGUCUACAAAGACGUUGCCCAGGGGAUGCCCGGAUGUGUCACCAUCCUGCAGGAAGGCUUCUUUCAUGUCCCUGCAUGGAAGCUAGAGCUGACGGGUGGGAGCUCACCCCUGUCUGGCGGAUUGAAACUGCCAACCUUCAGCUCAACCAUCUACAAAGACAUUGCCCAGGGCAUGCUGAGAUGUGUCACCAUCCUGUGGGAGGCUUCUUUCAUGUCCCUGCAUGGGAAGCUAGAGCUGACGGAUGGGAGCUCACCCCUGUCUGGCGGAUUGAAACUGCCAACCUUCAGCUCAGCAGUCUACAAAGACAUUGCCCAGGGCAUGCCCAGAUGUGUUACCAUCCUGUGGGAGGCUUCUCUCAUGUCCCUGCAUGGGAAGCUAGAGCUGACGGGUGGGAGCUCACCCCUGUCUGGCGGAUUGAAACUGCCAACCUUCAGCUCAGCAGUCUACAAAGACACUACCCCGGGCAUGCUGAGAUGUGUUACCAUCCUGUGGGAGGCUUUUCUCAUGUCCCUGUAUGGGAAGCUAGAGCUGACAGAUGGGAGCUCACCCUGUCUGGCGGAUUGAAACUGCCAACCUUCAGCUCAGCAGUCUACAAAGACAUUGCCCAGGGCAUGCCCAGAUGUGUUACCAUCCUGUGGGAGGCUUCUCUCAUGUCCCGGCAUGGGAAGCUAGAGCUGACGGAUGGGAGCUCACCCCUGUCUGGCGGAUUGAAACUGCCAACCUUCAGCUCAGCAGUCUACAAAGACAUUACCCAGGGAAUGUCCAGAUGUGUUACCAUCCUGUGGGAGGCUUUUCUCAUGUCCCUGCAUGGGAAGCUAGGGCUGACGGAUGGGAGCUCACCCCCGUCUGGCGGAUUUGAACUGCCAACCUUCAGCUCAGCAGUUCAGCUGGCACAAGGGUUUAACCCAUUGUGCCACCAAGGUGAAGCCAUGUCACUCUUGAGCAGACUAGGCUCAAGCCCUUGUCGAACUACAACUCCCCAGAUCCAAACUGCCUUUGUUCUACAGUGUAGAUGUGCAGAAAUGGGAAUUACCUAUUUAUCUAUUCGCAUUUCUGCUUUUGACCUGCCAAGUGGGCUGGUGAGCUGGGGCUAACGGUGGGUGCUCACCCCGACCCCGGGGUCAAACUGCCGACCUUUUGAUCGGCAGGAUUUUUCUGCAGCACGGCGGUUUAGCCUGCUGCGCUAAGAAAGAAAGAGAAAGGAAGAAAAGAAUAAAGAGAAAGAACGUGAAAGAGAGUAAAAGAAAGUAAGCACGAGAGUAAAAGAAUGAGAAACAGAAAGAAAGAAAGAAAGAAAGAAAGAAAGAAAGAAAGAAAGAAAGAAAGAGCACAAGAAAGAGUGAGAGAAAUGGAGUGAAAAAGAGGGAGAAAGAAGAAAAAGUGAAAGAGUAAAAGAAAGUAAGCAUGAGAGUAAAAGAAUGAAAAAGUGAAAGAGAGGAAGAAAUAGUAAAGAAAGAGUGAGAGAAUGAAAGAAAGAGAGUGAAAGAGUAAGAGAGAGGAAAAGAAAGAAAGAGGGAAAGAAAGAAUAGAGUGAAAGAGUAAAAGAAUGCAAGCAUGAGAGUAAAAGAAUGAAAGUGAAAGAGAGGAAGAAAUAGUAAAAAAGAGUGAGAAUGAAAGAAAGUGAAAGAGUAAGAGAGGGGAAAAGAAAGAAAGGGAAUGAAAGAAUAAAGAGAGUGAAAGAGUAAAAGAAUGCAAGCAUGAGAGUAAAAGAAUGAAAGAGUGAAGGAGAGGAAGAAAUAGUAAAAGAAGAGUGAGCGAGUAAGAGAGGGGAAAAGAAAGAAAGGGGAUGAAAGAAUAAAGAGAGUGAAAGAGUAAAAGGAAGCAAGCAUGAGAGUAAAAGAAUGAAAGAGUGAAAGAGAGGAGAAAUAGUAAAGAAAGAGUGAGAGAAUGAAAGAAAGAGAGUGAAAGAGUAAGGGGAAAAGAAAGAAAGGGAAUGAAAGAAUAAAGAGUGAAAGAGUAAAAGAAUGAAAGAGUGAAGAAGAGGAAGAAAUAGUAAAAAAGAGUGAGCGAAUAAGAGAGGGGAAAAGAAAGAAAGGGAAUGAAAUAAAGAGAGUGAAAGAGUAAAAGGAAGCAAGCAUGAGAGUAAAAGAAUGAAAGAGAGGACGAAAUAGUAAAGAGUGAGAGAAUGAAAGAAAGAGAGUGAAAGAGUAAGAGGGGAAAAGA